CAGGCCUUUCGGCGGAGCUGAGGCACUUGGCGGGGUGGGGGCGCGGGGCGUCUGCGCUGCCCGUGCGGAAGGUGGAUCCCGCUUUCCAACGGCGCCCCUGGCUUAAAUGCUGGAGAGCAGACAGCCCGGCCCUGUGUCUUUCUUCCAGACGAUUCGCCAGUUUGUGUUUUACUCUUCCGAUCGGAUAGUAGCUGCCUUCUGGCUUCAGACCUUCGUUCCCGCCUUCUGACACUUAGGUCUUCCCGUUUUCUCUUUUUUGUGCCCCCUCCCUCUGGCUGGCUGGCCUGGGUUCCCAGUUAACCCCCUCUUGUGAGCCGGCCUGCCCUCAGGCCAGUCUCUCCUCUUCUAAAGCGUUUUCUUACCCUCUGGACGCGCUCUCUGCCUCAACCGCGGGCCUCGCCCUCCAUGUGCUGCCCCACACCUGAGCAGGAUUCCCAGGAAACCGAGGAGCAAGAUGGGCAGAAAAGCCGGCGAGAGCAGCGGCGCCGGCCCGGGCGCGGCCGUCCCCUGGGAGAGCUUGUCUCGCUGGAAUUUGGAUGCAGAAGCGCUUGUUCCUGAAAAUAAAAGCCCCCCACCUGGGAGGGACAGCGCCACAGGUGGCAAAAUUAACAAGACCCACCUGGAAAUUCCAGCAAAGCAGCUCCUGCUGGAGCUCAGUUUCUCGGAGUUCGUGCCCCAGAGAACACAGAAUAGUAAACGAGGGCUGUUCCAGCUGUGGAGUUACCCUGUGAGGGAAGCAAGCACCACGGAGCUCAGGGAUUUCAAAAUAUCUUCAAUGGAAACUGGCUGUAAUAUGACCAAUAAUCCCAUGAGGCUCUUCGGUGUGAACCCACUGACAGGUGCUUCAGUGGACAAGCGAGUUGGCUCCCACCCUGCACUGCGGGCACCACUGAGUCUCUGCCGUCCAUAUGCUGAUGGAGACUCUUUCAAGGACACGAAUGAGCCUCAUAUUAAUUUAUGCUCAACUGUAGAAAACAACAGUGGAGAACUUUUAACUGCUCCAAACUGGAAUCUGAAGUAUGGAAAUAGCAGUGUGGAGGAAAAUUUAACAGAUGAAAGUGAUUUAUCAGAAAAUGAAAAAGCAAACGAUGCUUUACUCAGCUAUUUUAAAAAGAUGGACCUGAACUUAAAGCCAGAAACAAUAGAAAAUGUUGAAGAACCUUUCACAGAGGAACUGAAUGAAGUAUUUCCAUAUCCUGAUUUUCUCCCCCCUCCUUUCAGUACUUUGGACUUGCACAAAUUAGCCCUCUCAAAAUCUGACAGUUGGAAAAUGUCAGUGGAGACGCCGGCCAGCUCCCUGGAGCCGCUGAUGGCUCGUUUGCUGGACAUGGAGAGACUUCAGCACCUGACCAUUCAGAGAGAAAGGCCCAGACUCCAGACCUCCUUCUGUGCCCCGGUCGCCACCGAACGACCCCCUUCCUCCAAAGCUGUCUCCAAAACGAGACAGCCCAAACCUCCUGAUGCUGUGGGGCUUCAAAUGGCUUGUGUAGAGAAAAGUCAUGAGAAGAUGAAAAACAGUUCUGGUUCUUACAAGCCUGAAUACCGUGCUCCCAAGUGGAACUGGAACAGCGCUGGCAAAUACAAGUGGGGUUCCAGACCAGCUCUGAAAACCUCGUCCACCCCAAAACAGGUCAUCGCCGUUCAUGAUGACGUUAAGGAUCCCAACAUCUCCGUUUUAAACCCAUGCCAAGAACUCACAAUCAAGCCCGCCCCUGUCCAGACGACUCAGCUGCUGGUUAAAACGGUCUCGGCCAGAUGCCUGCCGCCAAAGUCUCCCACACCGAUUUCACCCACACCCCUGUCUUUUCCUGAUGGUCACAGGGAAGAGAGCCAGGCACCGAGGGCCAAAAAGGAAUUUUACCGAAAAGGUGUGGUGCUGGGCAGGCCAUUCUGUGUUCAGAAGCUGAACUGCUGUUUGUCACCUUCAUUAAUAGCUAAGGGUAAGUGCUCACCCACUGACCAAAAAUAACCUCUCUCUUCUUUCCUGCGUCUCAACAUGAGCAAAUCUACACCAAGAAGCCGGGCUCAAAUAUGGCUCCUCAUUGUGAGAUACAGGUAUUACACAGUCACAAAUAUGGCUUCUCAUUGUGAGAUACAGGUAUUACACACACACACACGUGCACACACACACUCGCUCACUCCUGUGCGUGUGUACAUACACACACACACGCGCGCACAUGCACACAGAAUCCCUGAAUGUGCUGUGGCAUGGAGCUUGUCAGAGCCCCAGCUGAGAUGGCUACACGUAAACCAUGGGCUUCCCUGGUGACAUAUUUGAGUCUCUUACAUGUUACGUUUCUAAGGAAUGUUUCUCUUAGAAAACCAUUCUGCUCAAGGUGGUUCUUUUGUUGUGAUUAUUUUCCAGUGUAAUUCCAUCAUCAAUAAAUGGUAUA
Capra hircus (goat) is the source of this 2393-nucleotide messenger RNA. RefSeq names its product family with sequence similarity 217 member A (gene FAM217A). The record is from RefSeq and is a predicted model, not a curated record. The transcript is spliced from 6 exons. The coding region runs from base 455 to 1969 and encodes 504 amino acids. Lineage: Eukaryota; Metazoa; Chordata; Mammalia; Artiodactyla; Bovidae.